Molecule: messenger RNA, 2313 nt
Organism: Penicillium olsonii
Lineage: Eukaryota; Fungi; Ascomycota; Eurotiomycetes; Eurotiales; Aspergillaceae
Source: the annotation of a GenBank genome assembly
AUGAGAAUCAUCAUCCAGUUGAGUCUGUUGGCAAGCCUCGGUGCAGCUACAAGUGAUGCUUAUCUUGCUCGCGCUGCUCCAAAAUGCUCCGAUCCGGCUUCAACUCUGUCGCUGACUGACCUCCCGUACCACAACUACUUCUACUCGGAUUGCAAUGUUGCCGCUCAGGCAGUGGUUACCACCCCGCAGCAAGACAGCGACCUAUCCAUCAUCGGUCCUCGACUCAUCAUCGCCUGGCCAGCUGGAGAUAGCGGCGCAUGCAUGUUCUUUGAGCCGCGAGGUAGUCCGAACGGCACACUAGCUAUCGAACUGGUUAAUUCAACCAUCGGCGCCCCUCUAGGACCAGUAUAUUCCGCUCCAAAGCCACCAGGCAAGAAUCCCAGUGUUGGAGCUCAGAGUGUUCUCCGCUUUAACGCCACUGCAACACUGAACCUCUCAAUUCUGGGAAGUAUUCGCACUAUCCGAGACUUUGUCGAAGGGCCUAGCCUUCUACACCCAGAGCUCCAAGAUACUAUCAAAUUUAUCUCUGACAAUACAGGCGUAUCGCUGCAAAGAACAUGGCUUGACAAUGUGACCACAACGAAGUUGCACUUCAAACCGUUCGGCAACUCAUCUUCGAACAGCAAUGGUCAAGUGAGACUAUCCAAUAAAACUGUCACCUUCGGCGCAGGUGAUUACAUUAUGUCGGCCAGCAUCAACUAUCCUCAAUUGACGGCCCUCAAGCCCAAGUCUGUGUUGAAUACAGCUUCCAAAACCCUGGCAGCAGAACAGCCUGCUCAAGCUGCGGCGCUGUCAUUCCUAUCCUACUCGGAAAAGCUGAUGGCUGGUGCAUGGCGCUUUUUGACUUAUUUCGGUCGUGACUCUAUGAUAUCUGCACUGCUUCUCCAACCUGUCCUGAGCGACGGUCAAGGAAGUGCUAUGGAGGCUGUCAUUGGAGCUGUUCUGGAGCGAGUCAACAGGACAGAUGGAACUGUCUGUCAUGAGGAGACUGUCGGAGACUAUGCGACUUGGACAAACGCACAAAAGGGUCUCAAUAGUAGCGCCAUGGGCUGUGAUUAUAAGAUGGUCAGCAUAUACUCAUCAUCGAUCCAUGUGGCAAUACUAACGUAUUUUCAACAGAUUGACACCGACUAUUUCCUCCCUGUUUUGAUGGAACGGUACCUGGUACAGAAUCCUGUCGGGAAGAAUAGAUCUUUUUCCUUCCUCAAUACCACUGCAGGGACCAUCAAUCUCGCAAAUGCAAACCUGACAUGGGGUGACCUUGCAUUGAUCAGUUCGGAGAGAGUUAUGCGUCUUGCGCGUCCCUUCUUUCUCGAUCAGACAAAGGCAAACCUCAUCCGCCUCAAUGAGGGUGAGGUGGUCGGAGAAUGGCGGGAUAGCACUUAUGGUCUCGGCGGCGGCCAAAUUCCUUACGAUGUGAAUACUGCUCUCGUACCAGCUGCUCUGCGUGCAAUUGGGACUCUCGCCCGCUCUGGUCUCUACCCCAAACAGCGACACUGGUCGACCCUGGCCGACAAAUAUGCCAAAGUAUGGGAAGACUCAACACUCUCCUUCUUCGCCGUCGAAAUUCCCAAGGAAAGGGCUCAAUCCCUCGUUCAAAGCUACGCCAAGUCCCAUUUCCCCGGCCCCAGUCAAGCAGACAGCAUAGACAGUGCUGUUCAUUUCCAUGCAGUGGCUCUAGAAGGCAGCAACAAUCUAUCAAAAGUCGAAGUCAUGAACACAGACGACUGCUUCCGACACUUCCUGCUAAACACCACGAAUGACGCACAACUUACUCCAUUCUUGAACCAAUCUGCCAACAACAUCAAGCGCACAUUCCCGGCUGGUCUGAUGACAGAUGCUGGAAUGAUUGUUGCCAAUCCUGCCUUUGGGAACGACCCCAUCUAUGCACAGAACUUCACCACUGGCGCCUACCACGGAACUGUGAUUUGGUCUUGGCAGCUAGCCAUGAUGGCCAAGGGGCUCGAGAUGCAAUUGGGCAGGUGUGAGGUUCAGUCGAACUUCUCUGUCGGCUCUCGAAUCCGAGGCCGUCAAAACUCUGUUCCCUCGCCUGUCCCAGCCUUUUGUACUGAUGACUCUGUCUAUUAUAAUGUCAAGGAUGCAUAUAAUCUUCUUUGGGAUUCUAUCGAGGCCAACUCGGAGCAGCUUUCGGCUGAAGUCUGGUCUUGGGUGUAUCGUGUGGGAAAGUUUGUCACUACGCCUUUGGGGGUUUUGCCUGCGCCACCGGGGGUUGGUGGUCAAACUGAAUCCAACAUCAGACAGCUGUGGUCCCUUACCUUUUUGGCUGUUAACAGAAAUGAGAACUAUCGGUAA